ACAAUUCAGUUUUUUUGAAAGCCGAAGCCAUUGCCAAAACCCCAAAUAAUAAAUUAAUUAUCUUUUGCACUGGUUCCCAAGGAGAGGAAAAAGCCGUACUUAGUCGGCUGGCUCACCAAAAUUAUCCGGAUUGGAAGGUAGCCGCCGGGGAUUCAAUUAUUUUAACUUCUUCACCCAUUAUGGAUAAUAAACUUAAUGUGGAAAUAGUUAGCAAUAAAUUAUUUUCCCUCGGGGCCAAAGUCUAUGAAAAUAGCAAGGAGGAUCUGCUUCAUGCCUCCGGACAUGCCUGCCAAGAGGAUUUAAAAUUAAUGCUUACUUUGGCUAAACCGCAUUAUUUUAUGCCUUUUCAUGGUGAUUUUCGGAUGUUAAAAAAGCACGGACAUUUAGCCCAAGAAUUAGGGCUGCCCGAAAAAAACAUUUUUGUCUGUGGCAAUGGAGAAGUGGUGGAAGCCAAAGGCAACGAAUUUUUUUUGAGUAAAAAGAAACUUCCUGCCCAACCGAACUACGUUCUUAAUGGCCGGUUGCUUCCGAUGGAAGAAUUAAAUAGUAACCUUGUUUUGCGAGAAAAAAUGUCCCAAGGAGCCAAAGAAACCGCUUAUAAGCCGGUAGAUUAUUACCAACAGCAACCUACUUUUUAUCGCGGGUUAUUUUGGAUUGGGGUGGGGUUGUUAAUUGUGUUGUGGUUGGAAGAAUUAGAAAGAGUAAGAAAAAGAAUUGCCCGUCCGGGUUAUCGUCGCGUAAAUAUUGGUUUAUUGCCAAAUGCCACGGAGUCUGACAAAGUUAAGUAUCAUCUCUGCCUUAGUAUUUCCCGUUAUCAGGAUGAAAAUAAUUUAACUGAGAAAGAAUUAGCCCAAAAACUAGGAAUUAGUAAAGCCAAAUUAGAAUAUAUUUUAUUCCGUCAUCUUGAUAAAUUAACCUUGGAAGAGUUAAAGCCUCCGCAAAAGCCUACUAAUCUCAGUGAAUAUGAUUGUGAUAUAGUAAUUGGCAAACAAAGUUUUACUAAAUUAGAGAUUAGUCCUGAUUAUGAGGAGAAAAAUAAAGAGUUUAAAGAAGGAUUAAGAGAAAAAGGAAUUAAACUAACUAAGACUGAAUUAGCCAAAGUUUUAAUGGACGAUAGUUUAAUUCGUGAAUUAGUUCGACAAUUAGACGGCAAGAGUAAGCAAGAAGUAAAAUAUGAAGGCAGAUAUUACCACUAUACUUACUACUCUUAUGGCCAGUUUUUAACCAAUGAGACUAUGCUUUUAGGUUAG
Messenger RNA from Ambispora leptoticha, 1250 nucleotides. The record is from the annotation of a GenBank genome assembly. Lineage: Eukaryota; Fungi; Glomeromycota; Glomeromycetes; Archaeosporales; Ambisporaceae.